UCACAUUUUUAUUGAAUCCUUGGGGUUUUGGUGAGUUGGGUAUUUAGAAAGAACCCAACUUUAGUUUCUGUUUGAUAAAAGAGUCCAGAUUGAUCAUAUCCAAUCCAGUUUUGCUGCAAUGUCUAGUCAUGGUUAUACUGAAUCCUUGUCGUUUGGAGGCUCAGGCCAUAUUCAGGGUCAGCAAGUUGUGCCGUUUAGGACAGGUAGUAUAUCUCUGAAGCUUCAGCUGCUUCAUGGGAACUUGGUUAUAUUGGUCAAAGAGGCCAAGAACCUUCCUAACAUGGAUGCGUUUCACAAGACUCUGGGGGAUAUUGUUGCUAAAUUGCCUGGGACUGGCAGCAACAAGAUCACUAGUGAUCCGUAUGUGACGGUUUCAGUUGCACGUGCGGUGGUUGGGAGGACCUUUGUGAUUAGUAAUAGUGAGAAUCCUGUUUGGGAGCAGUAUUUUGAUGUUCCGGUUGCGCAUUAUGCUUCACAAGUGCAUUUUGUUGUGAAAGAUAGUGAUGUUGUGGGUUCACAGCUCAUAGGUGUUGUGGCAAUCCCAGUUGAGCAGAUAUAUUCCGGCAUGAAAGUUGAGGGGACUUAUCCGAUUCUUGGUUCCAAUGGGAAGCCUUGUAAGCCUGGAGCUGCUUUGAGUUUGUCGAUUCAGUAUAUCCCUAUUGAGAAAUUGACCUUUAAUAUGAAUGGGGUAGGUUUGGAUCCUGAUCAUCAAGGGGUUCCUGGUACUUAUUUUCCUGUUAGGAGAGGCGGUAAGGUUACUCUAUAUCAAGAUGCUCAUGUGCCUGAUGGUUGCCUUCCGAGUAUCAAGCUUGACGACAAUGUUGAGUAUGAGCAUGGCAGUUGUUGGCAAGACAUGUUUGAUGCAAUAAGUCAGGCUCGUCGUUUGAUAUACAUUGUGGGGUGGUCAGUGUAUCACAAAGUUAGGUUGCUCCGGGAUGGUAGAACAGAUUGCAUGUUAGGUGAUCUUCUUAAGAACAAGUCGCAGGAAGGUGUGAGAGUGCUGCUUCUUGUUUGGGAUGAUCCAACUUCUACCAGCAUUAUGGGAUAUAAAACGGAUGGAAUCAUGCAAACCAAUGAUGAGGAAACUCGCCGUUUCUUCAAGCAUUCUUCAGUCCAAGUGCUACUUUGCCCUCGAUCAGCUGGAAAGAGUAGCUGGGUCAAGAAACAGGAAGUAGGAACAAUCUAUACCCACCAUCAGAAAACAGUGAUUGUUGAUGCUGAUGCAGGUCAAUUUAGAAGAAAGAUAAUUGCAUUUGUUGGUGGUCUGGAUCUGUGCCUGGGACGCUAUGAUACUCCAGAGCAUCCUAUAUUUAGGACUUUACAGACGGUCCACAAGGAUGAUAAUCGUAACCCUACUUUUUCGGACCGUGUUGUUGGUUGUCCAAGGCAGCCAUGGCAUGAUUUGCACAGUAAAAUUGAAGGUCCAGCAGCAUACGAUAUCCUCGCCAAUUUUCAGGAGCGUUGGUUAAAAGCUUCAAAACCACGUGGGAUUCAGAAACUAAAAGGACAUGAUGAUGCAUUACUCAAGAUUGAGAGGAUCCCUGAAAUUAUGGGGGUGGCGGAUCUUCCUCAACCGAGUGAGGAUGAUCUAGAAGCUUGGGACGUUCAGGUUUUUCGUUCAAUUGAUUCCAAUUCUGUGAGAGGAUUUCCAGAAAACCCAAAAGAUGCUUCAAGCAUGAACCUGGUGUGUGGGAAAAAUGUUUUGAUAGACAUGAGUAUACAUGCCGCAUAUGUCAAAGCAAUCCGUGCUGCUCAACAUUUCAUUUACAUAGAGAACCAGUACUUCCUUGGAUCAUCAUAUAAUUGGACCUUGUACAGUGAUUUAGGUGCAAACAAUUUAAUACCAAUGGAAAUUGCUCUCAAAAUUGUGAAUAAAAUUAAAGCAAAUGAGAGGUUUGCUGUAUAUAUUGUUAUCCCCAUGUGGCCGGAAGGUGUUCCUACUAGCACUCCUCUUCAACGAAUUCUCUUUUGGCAGCAUAAAACAAUGCAAAUGAUGUAUGAAAUGAUUUACAUGGCUUUACUGGAGGCUGGACUUCACAAUAGAUAUUCUCCACAAGACUAUUUGAAUUUCUUUUGCCUCGGUAAUCGUGAGAAACCAAGUGGUGAAGAAAGUUCUGCUGCAAAAACAAUAAAUGAAGCAAACAAAAAAGAAGCAAACACUCCUCAAGCACUCACUCGGAAGAACCGGCGCUUUAUGAUUUAUGUUCAUUCAAAAGGAAUAAUAGUGGACGAUGAAUAUGUCAUAAUUGGAUCUGCAAAUAUCAAUCAGCGAUCCAUGGAAGGUACCCGAGAUACUGAAAUAGCAAUGGGGGCAUAUCAGCCACAUCACACCUGGGCAAGGAAACUCUCAAGUCCACAUGGACAGAUAUAUGGAUACAGAACAUCACUUUGGGCAGAACAUAUUGGUUUUCUUGAAGAAUGUUUCAAGCAACCAGAGAGUCUCGAAUGUGUGCAACGGGUAAGAUCUUUGAGCGAGCAGAACUGGAGGCAAUAUGUGUCUGAUGAGAUUACAGAAAUGAAGGGCCAUCUGCUGAGAUAUCCGGUUGAAGUAGAUCAAACGGGCAAGGUGAAGCAUCUUCCGGGCUGUGCAACAUUUCCAGAUGUAGGUGGCAACAUACUUGGGGAUUUUAGAGCCAUCCAAGAAAAUCUCACUAUCUGAUUCAAUCAAUCAAUACCUGUACAGUUUUACGUCCAAGUGUUUUGGUAUCAACCGUCGGUCAUACACUUCUACAGAUAAACAACAAGUCCUGAUCCAGUUACACAUCAACUUGUCCAUUUUUUCUUUUACACCAGAAGCAGAAUUUGAAAACUAUAAUGCAUCCCCCACGUCCAUUAUGGCAGACUAUACUUGGUAGAGAAUUUUUUGAAAAUAAAUAUUGUGAUUUGUGAAUAUGAAAAGCCUAGGUUUUCUUGCUCUGCAUUAUUGGCAUCUAUUCAAAUCUCUUUCAUGUUCACUUUCUCCAUCACCAGUAUCUACUUACCAUUUUCAUUGGACUGUUAGAAAAUGUGAUGUAGAAAACAAACAAGAGCAUGUCAUUUGUCACACGAUUCAUUCUAAGGUGUGUUCUUCCUGAAGCCACCCAUUCUUUU
Messenger RNA from Fragaria vesca subsp. vesca, 3090 nucleotides. RefSeq names its product phospholipase D beta 1-like. Gene Ontology annotation, molecular function: calcium ion binding; D-type glycerophospholipase activity. The transcript has 10 exons. Gene Ontology annotation, biological process: phosphatidylcholine metabolic process; phospholipid catabolic process. Gene Ontology annotation, cellular component: plasma membrane. Lineage: Eukaryota; Viridiplantae; Streptophyta; Magnoliopsida; Rosales; Rosaceae. The record is from RefSeq and is a predicted model, not a curated record. The coding region runs from base 119 to 2659 and encodes 846 amino acids.